This is a messenger RNA of Coccidioides immitis RS, 991 nucleotides long. RefSeq names its product iron-sulfur cluster assembly protein CIA2. The coding region runs from base 365 to 991 and encodes 208 amino acids. The record is from RefSeq and is a predicted model, not a curated record. NCBI's taxonomy places the organism in Eukaryota, Fungi, Ascomycota, Eurotiomycetes, Onygenales, Onygenaceae. The transcript is spliced from 2 exons. Gene Ontology annotation, biological process: iron-sulfur cluster assembly.
CUGUCGGCUUUCUUUAGAUGAAACCGCAUUUGAUCUCAUGUGGCUGGGACCUGCGUUUCUAUUGACCUGCGUCUUGCUUCCGUCGCCUGCAUCGUCCCUGACGUCGCGGAAGAGUCACCUGAAACAAUCCGCAUGCACGUUGCUCAACAUAGUACAUUCAUAUUAGAGACGCCAAAAAGUUUUCCUCUGUUGUCCAGGGUUAAGCCAGUCAGCAGCUAGCUUUCCCUCCCAGAGAGCCUCUUCCCACUGCAAGAGCACCUACGUAAGCGAGGUUGGCACGGGUACAGAGUUGAUCGUGCAAAGGCGAAACAAUCCUUGUUGAAACGAAGUCACGAAAGGACGAAUCCAAGCUGUCGGGUCCAAUAUGCAGAACGUCAAUCCUACGAUUAUCAACGCCGCAGAUCUACCAAGGCGUGAGUCUGUUACAAAGACGACGGCUCCAUCUCGCAAAGCAGAUGUGUUUGAUGGCACAAUCUUCGCGAGUAGCAAUCUUGCGACGCGACCUUGGGAGGACGACCCGUUUUCUACAUAUCUCGAUAAGUCAAACAGUGAAACAGAGAGCGUAGGGGAACUUGAAGAUGAUUCGGAAGAGCCGAUUGAUGAGCAGGAAAUCUAUGACCUAAUAUCUACCAUAUCUGAUCCUGAACACCCAAUAUCUCUCGGCGAACUUGCUGUAGUAUCACUUCCAGACAUUUCCAUUACCCCAGCACUUCCCAGUGACCCUUCGUCACCCCUUAAGAAAGUUACCGUACUAGUUACGCCCACCAUCACACAUUGCAGUCUGGCCACUGUGAUUGGGCUUGGGGUGCGUGUGAGACUUGAACAGAGCUUGCCAUCACGGUUUAGAGUUGAUGUGCGGAUCAAAGAGGGUACGCAUAGCACCGCCGAGGAAGUGAAUAAGCAGCUAGCGGAUAAGGAGAGAGUUGCAGCCGCUGCGGAGAAUUCAACGCUAAUGAGCGUGAUCGAAAAAAUGUUGGAGACUUGCAAAUAA